Messenger RNA from Helianthus annuus (common sunflower), 2578 nucleotides. RefSeq names its product mitogen-activated protein kinase kinase kinase 18. The transcript has a single exon. The record is from RefSeq and is a predicted model, not a curated record. Gene Ontology annotation, biological process: protein phosphorylation. Gene Ontology annotation, molecular function: protein kinase activity; ATP binding. The coding region runs from base 83 to 1141 and encodes 352 amino acids. Lineage: Eukaryota; Viridiplantae; Streptophyta; Magnoliopsida; Asterales; Asteraceae.
AUUUGCAUCUACCCAUAUUAACAAACAAACAAUUCAUUCCUUCACACCACCACCACAUUUUCUCUUUCAACAAAAACUAAACAUGGAGUGGACUAGAAGCCAUGUUCUUGGCCGUGGUUCCUCAGCCACCGUCUCCGCCGCCACCUCGACCUCCGGGGAUGUUUUUGCGGUCAAAUCGGUCGAUUUUCGACAAGCGGAGAGUUUGCGAAAGGAACAACAUUUUUUGUCAAUCUUGAAGAGUCCAUAUGUUGUAAGUUACAAAGGGUGUGACACCACUAUAGAAGAUAACAAGACAAUUUACAAUGUUUUUAUUGAUUACAUGUCGGGCGGGUCGAUUUCCGACUUGAUUAAGCGAAGAAAUGGCGUCGGGUUAACCGAUUCGGAGAUUGCGAGAUACACAAGACAGAUAGUUCAAGGGUUGGAUUACAUUCAUUCCAAUGGAAUAGUGCAUUGUGAUAUCAAAAGUGGAAAUAUUUUGAUCAACGAAAGUGGCGCGAAAAUCGGUGAUUUCGGCUGCGCCAAAUGGGCCAGUCCCAACAAUCUGGCUCUGACCCAUUUGGCGCAGCACGCCCCAAUUUGUGGGACGCCCAUGUACAUGGCGCCGGAAACCGCCAGAGGCGAAGACCAGGGGUUUCCGGCGGAUGUAUGGGCGGUUGGAUGCACCGUCAUCGAAAUGGCCACGGGUGGUUCACCGUGGCCAGACGUUAACGACCCGGUAUCCGUUCUUUACAAAAUCGCAUUUUCCGGCGAAAUCCCAACAAUCCCAGAUGGGUUAUCCGAUCUAGCAAAGGACUUUGUUAGCAAGUGUUUGAUUCGUGAUCAAAAACAGAGGUGGACCGCUACACAACUUCUCAAACACCCAUACAUUCAAACCGAACAAUUCGAUGAGAAUUCAAAGAUUAUAGUGUGUGAGAAGAUGAGAACAGAUUCACCCACAAGUAUACUUGAUCAAGACGUGUGGAAUUCAUCAUCGUGGGUGGGUAUUGAUGGGUUAUGUUCAACAUCAAACUCUUUGAGGCAAAGAAUCAAACAGUUGGCGGACAAGUCAGAGAUGCCAAAGUGGAGGUGUGAAAAGGGGGAAACCGAUUGGAUGACAAUAAGAAAAGUGAACAGUGAGUCGGUGACAGGUGGCGGUAGGUGAGGAGAUGGGGGUGGAUUGCACUGCAACACAGUAGUAGUUUUUUUUGAACGGCCGACAAAAAAAUUUUAUUCAUAGUAGCAAGGAGCUACACACCAAAUAUACAAUGUUUACACCAAAACCAAAACACAUUUACACCACACUACUACAAAUUCACCUCAUAACAUUACACCUAGAUUAAACUGACUCCAAUCCUCCCAAGAUAGUGUGACCACUUUUGAUCGAUUUUUAAUCCAUAGAUAUGCCAUAGACUUAAUCUCAUCCAAAGCUUUGGUAAAGUUUGGGGACACCUGCCUGAAUACGACAUCAUUUCUUAUCUUCCAUAUACUCCAAAUUGCCACCAUUAUAAUUGCCUGAACAGCUUUCCUUCUUUUUGAACCCGGGAUCGAGACGUGGAGUGACAGUAAAUCAUUUAUGCCAAACGCAAUGAUGGGCGGAAUUUUGCACCACACCGCAAUAUUUUGCCAAACCGAUUGUGCGAAAUGACACGACACAAAAAUAUGAUCACAAGUCUCCUCAUAUUCACCGCAAAGCACACAUAGUUGAUUCGGGACCGGUACAUUUCGCCUAGCCAACGCACUUCUCGUCGGAAGUCUUUCCAUUUCCGCCCUCCAUGCCACUAUGCCGACCUUUUUUGGAACCCAGUUGUUCCAUUCAAACACCCUAUCGGAGAUGACUCGGCCCACCGAACUAAGAGACUUUUUGAUGCUGGCUACACUAAAACAGCCAUUCCCUUCAGGAUUCCAUUUCCAAAUAUCAGGCCCCAUCGAUACCAUCCUGCCAUUAAUCAUGCUCAUCAAUUGAUGCAGUUGAUUCGCUGCAACUGUGCCGAGUUCAGGUGAGGCCCAGGCCCAAUUAAAUACAUGACCGGAUGAACUAGUGACCCAACGAUCAGCAACCAGACAUGUUUUAAACAUUUCGACUUUGAACAACUCCGAAAACAGAAGAUAAAGCGGAUCCGAGACUAACCAACUGUCUAACCAGAAAAACGUGUUCCUUCCGUUCCCCACAACUGCUGAAAAGGCCCGAGAUAAGUCGAUAUUCGCGAGUAAAAGCGGCUGCCGAAUACUGUAAAUAUGUUUCCAUGGUCCCGCUACCGAAACUUUCACUGGGAUUUCAUUCCAAGACCUUGUAUUGUGAUGAAUAGCCCAUAUAACCCUUCGCCAUAACCCUUCUUUCUCUGUUUUGAAUCUCCACCACCACUUAGCAAGCAUAGCUAAGUUUGAAUCCCUGAGUGAACCAAACCCCAGACCCCCAUAUUCUAUAGGAGCAAUCGUUUUGUCCCACGCCACCCAGUUCAUUUUCGCCUUUUCUUCCGACCCACCCCAAAAGAAAACCCUUCGGAUCUUAUCUAAUGCAUCAAUGACUUUUAAGGGAGCUUUAAACAAUGAAAAAUAAUAUGUUGGCAAAGCAUUUAACACCGACUUAAUUAGAGUAAUC